AUGCACAACAUGAUCGUGGAGGACGAGCGCGAUGGUAGCAUCUACAAUCAAGGGUUUGCUUUCCAGGGUGAAAAUGUUGAGUCUGAGCAUCCACCUCCCGCAACCUUUGAACAGUUUGUCGAGUUUCAUCGGGAGUUGCGUAAUUGGCAUACUCAUGUCCAGCUCCAGGAUGACUUGGUUGAGCACUUUGCUUCCGUUCUCUCGACCACGGCAACGGGGAGCACAGCGUUGGCUCUCAUCGUCCUCGCCGCCUUCGUCUUGUCCAUGCUGUCUACCUCGCUCGCCGUCACCUCGUCCUACGUCCGGCCCAGGCCGAGGGCGACGCUCUCCUUGCCCAAGGACGCCGGCGGUCCGACGCCGACGCAGGUCCAUAUAUCGACUGUUGGCCAUGACGAGAUGAGGGUGACAUGGAUCACUGAAGACGAUGCACCGGCAGUCGUGGAGUACGGCACGACCUCAGGCCAGUACCCAUUCUCAGCGACAGGAACCACCACGAGCUACUCGUACCUAGCCCUCUACCACUCGGGGAACAUCCACGACGCCGUCGUCGGCCCACUGAAACCCAGCACCACGUACUACUACCGGUGCAGCUCCGACCCGUCGCGCGAGUUCUCCUUCCGGACGCCGCCGGCCAGCCUCCCCUUCACCUUCGUCAUCGUCGGUGACCUCGGACAGACCGGCUGGACCAAGAGCACGCUGCAGCACAUCGCGGCCGCCGACUACGACAUGCUCCUCCUCCCCGGCGACCUGUCGUACGCCGAUUUCCUCCAGCCGCGCUGGGACUCGUACGGCCGGCUCGUCGAGCCGCUGGCUAGCGCGCGGCCGUGGAUGGUGACCGAGGGCAACCACGAGAUCGAGAGGAUCCCGCUCCUCGAGCCGCGUGCCUUCAAGGCCUACAACGCGCGGUGGCGCAUGCCGUACGACGCCGGCGACUCCCCGUCGGGGUCGAACCUCUACUACUCCUUUGACGUCGCGGGCGGCAUGGUGCAUGUCAUCAUGCUAGGCUCGUACACGGGCUUCGAGGCCGGCACGGCGCAGCACGAGUGGCUGCGGGGCGACCUCGCCAGGAUCGACCGCGGCAAGACGCCGUUCGUGGUGGCGCUGGUGCACGCGCCGUGGUACAACAGCAACGAGGCGCACCAGGGGGAAGGCGACGACAUGCGGGACGCCAUGGAGGCGCUGCUCCGCGCGGCGCGCGUGGACGCGGUGUUCGCGGGCCACGUGCACGCGUACGAGAGGUUCACGCGCGUCUACGGCGGCAUGGAGGACCAGUGCGGGCCGGUGUACGUGGCCAUCGGAGACGGCGGGAACCGGGAAGGGUUGGCAGACGAGUAUAUCGACCCACAGCCCAAGACGUCGGUGUUCCGGGAAGCGAGCUUCGGCCACGGCAGGCUGCAGGUGGUGAAUGCGACACACGACGACGACCAGCCGGUGGUGGCCGACCAGGUGUGGAUCGCCAGUCUCGCUUCUAACCCGGAUUGUAACAAUCCAGCGGGAACGGGGGCUCAGGCCUGA
Messenger RNA from Triticum dicoccoides, 1515 nucleotides. Its product is annotated as probable purple acid phosphatase 20. Bases 1 to 1515 code for a protein of 504 amino acids. NCBI's taxonomy places the organism in Eukaryota, Viridiplantae, Streptophyta, Magnoliopsida, Poales, Poaceae. Gene Ontology annotation, molecular function: acid phosphatase activity; metal ion binding. The record is from RefSeq and is a predicted model, not a curated record. The transcript is spliced from 4 exons.